ACGUGUUCGCAUGCCGCUUGCCGUACUUACUUCCGCCGUUGUUGACACAUGACUUGUUGCUAAGUAGAAGCUUUGCCAUGGAUACCCUUACUUGUAAAUAUGAAGAAGAUAUUAAAUAUUGAAAAUAAAUGUUCAUAACUCAAAUGGAUACUUUAAAGAGGUCACCACGGAGCAGAUAGCAUCAAAGACGGCGCCAUUCGCCGACAGCUGCAGGUACGGGAUGACUGGUUGCACUUGAAGGAAUGAUGAUCAGGGGCCAACUACAAAGAUAUUCUGGAAGAAAACCAUCUCCAGAGUGCUCAGGACCUGAGACUUGGCCAAAGGUUCACCUUCCAAUAAUAGAGUGUGCUAAAGCACACAACUAAAAUAUCAAAGGAGUGACUGUGACUGUUCUUUGUUUGGACAAGUCAAAACCCUGAAUUAAACACAAUUGAACAUCACUGGAGAGACUUGAAAAUGAUUGUCCCCCAACAGUCACCAUCCAACUUGACAGAACUGGAGAGGAUCUGCAAGAAUGACAGAGGAUCCCAAAAUCCAGGCCAAAGAAGCUGAGCUCAAGACAACUGUGGUCCAGGGAUGUACAAAGACUACAGAGCGAGCGGAGUUACAACCCAGCCCGCAGAGCAGCUCGGAGCAGAGCGAAAGCAGUCGUCGAACAGCGUCUCCAUCCCGGGAUUUAUUGACAGCAGGAGCACGGACACAGGAAAAAAAGAGGGUGGGGGGAAAAGAAAUUGCAUCUCGGAGCCGCUUUGGACAAUGUUUCUGUUGCAGUAUACAGGACUCAAUGCCCUGCCCUUUGAUCCGGCCGCCAAUAACGAUCCCCUGCACUUCAACAGCUCCAGCGGCUCACCACCUGUGGAAAACACGUCUGAAAACAGUAAAAAGAGGAAGCGAACCAGCCUGCCUCCAGAGGGGAUUCAUAAUAUGACCAUGGAGUCCAACUCGAUAACGAUGCCCAUGUCAGACCCCAAUGCCUGGGCCACAGCCAUGAACAACCUGGGGAUGCCUCCCAUGGGCAUCACUGGACAGCCUCUCAUGCCAGAUUUUGACCCUAACCUUGGGAUGAUGGCUGGGAUCACCCCCAUCAACCCCUUGAUGCCCGGCCUCGGCAUGGUUCCCGCGCCCCUGUCACAUGAUGUGCCCGUCGUCAAGGAGAUUAUCCACUGCAAGAGCUGCACCCUCUUCCCCCCUAACCCCAAUCUCCCCCCUCCAGCAACCAGAGAGCGCCCACCAGGUUGUAAGACGGUGUUUGUCGGAGGCUUGCCCGAAAAUGCCAACGAACAGCUCAUCAUGGAAGUGUUCGGACAGUGUGGCGAUAUUACAGCCAUUCGCAAAAGCAAGAAGAACUUCUGCCAUAUUCGAUUUGCUGAGGAGUUUACAGUCGACAAAGCCCUCUUUCUGUCUGGUUAUCGCAUCCGACUGGGCUCCAGCACAGACAAAAAGGACACGGGGCGCCUCCACGUGGACUUUGCCCAGGCCCGAGACGACCUCUACGAGUGGGAGUGUCGCCAACGCAUGAUGGCCAGAGAGGAGCGGCACCGACGCAAGAUCGAGGAGGACCGCCUCCGGCCGCCCUCGCCUCCCCCCAUUGUGCACUUCUCGGAGCACGAGUGCAGUCAGCUGGGCGACAAGAUUAAAGAUGAUAGCAAGUUUGCCGAGGCGGUGCGCGUGCUCCUGACAUGGCUGGAACGUGGUGAAGUCAACCGCCGCAACGCCAACAACUUCUACUCCAUGAUCCAGUCUUCCAACAGUCAUAUCCGUCGCCUGAUGACGGAGAAGAGCCAGCACGAGAAGGAGAUGGAGGAGGCCAAGGACAAGUUCAAGACGGCCCUGUCCGGUAUACUGGCUCAGUUUGAGCAGAUUGUCUCUGUAUUCCAAGCCGCUUCCAAACAAAAGGCAUGGGACCAUUUCUCCAAAGCGCAGCGCAAGAACCUGGAUGUGUGGCGCAAACAAGCAGAGGAGAUUCGAAACAUUCACAACGAGCAGCUAAUGGGCAUCCGGCGAGAGGAGGAGAUGGAGAUGUCCGACGACGACAUGGAGGAGGCACCAAACAGCAAAGACUCCGAGGACUCAGGCGUGUUGCAAGCCGAGGCCUUGAAGGAAGAGAACGACUCAUUGCGCUGUCAGCUGGAUGCCUAUCGGAAUGAGGUGGAGCUGCUCAAGCAGGAGCAGGGCAAGAACCAGCCAAUCAGGAGCGAAGAGGACAAUACACACACUCAGCAGCUUAGCUUCCUGCAGCAGGCCCUGCAAGGCAUGCAGAAGCAACUCCUGAAGAUGCGUGAGGAGCUGAAGCAGCGGGAGUGCGAGUUGGAGAAGAGUCAUGAGGACAAACAGCAGCUCAAGCAUCAAGUCCAUACCCUGAAGGAAGGACUGCAAAACCUGCAGAAAACUCAGAUGGAACAAUCCAAACAAGAUGACCGAGGCGGAGAGGAGGCUGCUAAUCAAAACAAUGAGGGUACACAGGUGUCCUGUUGUCAGGAGAGGGAAGGUCCAACAGAGAGGAGGUCACUGAGUCCUGUCCAUUCAGAGAGAGAAGCCCUGCUUGUUGGCAUCAUCUCCACGUUCCUUCAUGUGCAUCCUUUUGGAGCCAGCAUCGAGUACAUCUGCUCCUACCUGCAACGCCUCGACACCAAGAUCAACCCGGCCGAGGUUGAGGCUCUCCUCUCCCGACUGCCCUGCACCUUCAGGCAGGAGCUGACGGGCGUGGGCGCCAGUCUGGAGAAACGAUGGAACUUCUGCGGAUUCCAGGGUAUCAAAAACACGUAAUGUUGUGCUUGUGGAGGGAGCACCACUAAAACCCUCCACGGCUGUCAAGACGGCAUCCCCACAGUUACAGGAAUGUUUACUUGACACGGCCAUGACUCUUCAAGAGUCCGGGCAGAGGAGUCACUGGAUUCGAACGUGUUUGCGGCCCACGUCGAUUGGGUAUCAAAGCUUUCUGAGCCUUUUUGGCGGGUACGACCAGGACUAAACAGGGCCUGUGACAUCUUCGGGGUCGAACUCUUCAAACCUCCAAAACCCUGCAGCCUCCAUCCCGCUUGUUCUUUUGUUUUUGUUUUUAUUUUUUUUGUCUUUCCUGGUUUGUAACAUUGAAUAUGAAAAAAAGAUAUCAUAUAUUUCUUCAUUUUCUGUAAAGACUGUGAAGAAUUGCAAAGAAUUGUUGUUAUAUGCUGUACAUGCUUGGAUUGUAUUUUUGAUUAUAAAAAGCGAACUUCAAUCCGA
Molecule: messenger RNA, 3222 nt
Organism: Syngnathoides biaculeatus (alligator pipefish)
Lineage: Eukaryota; Metazoa; Chordata; Actinopteri; Syngnathiformes; Syngnathidae
Gene: enox2
Product: ecto-NOX disulfide-thiol exchanger 2
Exons: 18
Coding region: 577-2766 (729 amino acids)
Biological process (GO): ultradian rhythm
Cellular component (GO): external side of plasma membrane; plasma membrane
Molecular function (GO): protein-disulfide reductase activity; RNA binding
Source: RefSeq, a predicted model, not a curated record